This is a messenger RNA of Amphiprion ocellaris (clown anemonefish), 4039 nucleotides long. It is a transcript of the gene pdia5, whose product is annotated as protein disulfide isomerase family A, member 5. The transcript has 17 exons. Gene Ontology annotation, cellular component: endoplasmic reticulum. Gene Ontology annotation, biological process: protein folding. The coding region runs from base 80 to 1660 and encodes 526 amino acids. Lineage: Eukaryota; Metazoa; Chordata; Actinopteri; Pomacentridae. Gene Ontology annotation, molecular function: protein disulfide isomerase activity. The record is from RefSeq and is a predicted model, not a curated record.
UCCCGGGAUGCUUUGCACCGCGCCGGAGAAUCCGUGGAAAACCUAGUGCGCAUGCGUAUCCAGACGUGGCAACGGCAUCAUGGCCUCUUGGAACUGCUACGGGAGUCGGAUGAGAGAGGCGAAAAUGUUCGUGUUGCUGUUGUGGCUUCUGUCGGUUCUGGAAGCGGUGAAGGUAUCUCCUCUCAUAGAGAAAGUCAGUGACCACAAAGACUUCAAGAAGCUGCUCAGGACGAGAACCAAUGUUCUGGUGCUUUACACCAAAACAGUUACAUCAGGGGACUCCCACCUGAAACUGCUGUCUGAUGUUGCCCAGACAGUAAAGGGCCAAGGGACUAUUGCCUGGGUCAACUGUGGAGAUUCAGAGGGCCGUAAACUCUGCAAGAAAGUGAAGGUAGACCCGAGCUCCAAACGUGGAGGAGCAGAGCUGCUGCAUUACAAAGAUGGGACGUUUCACACUGAGUACAACAGGCCCGCUACCUUCAAGUCAAUGGUAGCAUUUUUGAAAGACCCAUCAGGGCCCCCACUGUGGGAGGAGAACCCUGAGGCGAAAGAUGUCAUCCACAUAGAGACAGAAAAAGACUUCAGGAAGCUGUUGAAGAAAGAGGAGAGGCCAGUCCUCAUGAUGUUUUACGCUCCCUGGUGUGGUGUUUGCAAGAGAAUGCAGCCCAUCUUUCAGCAAGCAGCCACGGAGACAAAGGGAAAAUAUGUUCUGGCAGGGAUGAAUGUGCACCCAGCAGAGUUUGAUGGCCUCAAGCAGGAGUUCAACGUCAAAGGCUACCCAACCUUCUGCUACUUUGAGAAGGGGAAGUUCCUUCACCACUAUGAGAACUACGGAGCCACAGCCAAGGAUAUUGCAGACUGGAUGAAGAACCCUCAGCCCCCACAGCCGAAGAUCCCCGAGUUGCCGUGGUCGGAGACGGACUCGCCAGUCUUCCACCUGACCGAUGAGUCCUUUGACAGCUUCCUGGAGGAACAUCCUGCAGCACUGGUCAUGUUCUACGCCCCCUGGUGCGGCCACUGCAAGAAAAUGAAGCCAGAGUAUGAUGAAGCUGCUGAAAUACUCAACAAGGGCGCAGAUAGUCCCGGCGUGUUGGCAGCAGUGGAUGCCACAGUGCACAAAUCUGUGGGGGAUCGCUUCAAGAUCUCCGGUUUCCCAACUGUUAAGUAUUUUGAGAAGGGCGAGGAGAAGUACACACUGCCACAGCUCCGAAGCAAAGAGAAGAUCAUCGAGUUCAUGCACAAUCCUCAGGCACCUCCUCCACCAGAGCAGUCUUGGGAGGACAAGCCCUCAAGUGUCAGCCAUCUUGGAUCAGAGGACUUCCGAGAGGCUCUGAAAAAGAAGAAACAUGCUCUGGUGAUGUUCUACGCUCCGUGGUGUCCACACUGUAAAAAUGCCGUCCCCCACUUCACCACAGCAGCAGAGCUCUUCAAAGAGGACCGCAAGAUUGUGUAUGCUGCCCUGGACUGCACAAAAGGACAGAACCAUGAACUUUGUAAGCAAGAAGGUGUGGAAGGAUACCCGACGUUCAACUACUACAACUAUGGCAAGUUUGUGGAAAAAUAUAACGGAGAUCGUGGGGAGGCUGGAUUCACGGGUUUCAUGCGCAGUCUGAGAGGACGUGACCAGGAGAAGGUGGUGAAGAAGAAGGAGGAGCUCUGAGGGCGGAUUGCAGGGACGACGAGGGGGGCAAUGCACUGUGACCCUUCAGCCUUGCAAAGAGCCCUAUCAGCACUGACAUGGGAGACUCGAUGACCUCAGUGAAAGGCUAUUUUUUUAUACCGUGCUGAUCCCGUUUCUAAUAAUACCAACGGAGUACUCACAGUCAGACCAAUCACUUGAGAUUUUUGGUUUUCAAGGAUGUUCUCUGAUGGGGAGAAAACACAAAAAAGGUGAUUGUUUUUUUUGUUUGGUUUUUUUUCACUUUUUGCCCAAUCACUGUGACUGAAUAUUUGAAAAGCUACACCCUAUACUGUAUCUAUGCAAUACUGACCCCUGCUUAGCCCUGUGAGGGGGUCUGUGUGACUCACCGGUGGUGGUUAGUUAAAGUCCAUUGCUCCACAAGGGUCCUCAUCCAGUCCCAUCAGCUCCACUCCGCCUCUAGAGGAGACUCACGCUGUUCAUUCACCUGUGGUUCUGAUUUCUUUGUACAGAAUCUUUGUCUCUAGAGCCAUCCAGAGUAUUGCUUUGUUAUUCUCACAGAUUAUUUGAAAAAUAGUUGCAUUUGACAGCAACAUCUUAGAAAAAAAAUAGUUGUACAGUAAAAUGUGAAGUGCUGCAGUAGGUAAUAAGUAACUGUAGCAUUGUGAAGUAGGUGAAAUUGUGGGUCUGCACUAUCAUGAUUGGUUUUGCUUUUAGAAAGGACUUGAACAAAGGUUUUGUUUGCUCAAAACUGUGGCCUUAAAUAUAUAUUAAAAAAAUAUACAAUAUCUGGAAUUGCAGAAAUAUAAUAAUGAGCCUAAGGGAAUCAGAGGCCUGGUGCCCUUGGAAAGUCUCUCAUGACGCAAACCAGUCCACGUCAAAGGUAAAAAAAAUAACAUGAAAUGCCAAAUAUUACUGCAAAUCGCCCUUCAUGUGUUCAUGCUUUGUACAUUUCCAAGGAUGACUAGCAGCGGUAGUGACGUUUUACCUGUUGUACCUCCUCUGUUGUUUGUUCAGACUGGGAUUGCAUUAAUGUUUUACCAAGGUAGGGCUCAUUUGCAUAAGCAUGGCAAAUGCUCAGGCGUGGCGGUUAAAUAUUGCAUGUUGAUCAUGAAAUGUCCAAAUCAUGAAUCUUACUUCCAUUUACUGAAGCAAUCACUGAUUCUGCUGAACAUCCCACAAUCCUCUGCAUUCACGCAUUGCUGGAAUAUUCCAGACCUCUGGUUUACUCUUCUUUGGCAUUCAGGGUUUUUUUUUUGUUUGUUUGUUUAAGGCUGCCCAAUCUGUUUUCUGCCACUUUCUCCUGAACCGAUGCAACACCAAGGAGUCAAGUGCGAAGUAAUAGCUCUGUGGACAUUUUUCGCCUCAGUCUAGGUCCACCUGCCUUGCCUUCGGCCUAGAAUUACUCUGCUUCAAUCAGUCCGAACAGUGCUCUCCCAUGCCUUCCAUCAUAUUUAAAAUGGACGACUUCACCAUGCAUCCAAGGAGUAAUUAACUAAGUGAACUCUCCUCCAGGCCCUCUUCCAUUCCUCGCAACAUGUCGCCAUCAAUUUGGGGCCAUCAUCAUCAUUACCUUUUUUUGACAGUUAUUCUUUUUUUUUAAUAUUGUGUUUUCAGCUCCCAUGCUUCAGCCUCUAUGAAUAUUUAAAGUCUUAUCUGUAGCUGAACUUGUGUUUUAUUAUUCAAGACUUUGGUUUCUUUCAUUAUGAAUAAGGUUCUCAGGGAUAGCGAAACACAGUUAAAGGGAACUCGUUUGUUUGUAAUUUUGCAUUCCAGCUGAAUAAUUUUGAGUCUUUAGAUCACCAAAUUAAAUAUUGUUUACAUUUAUAUCCCAAGGAAUAAAAAAUAAUAAUAUUGAAUUGUCCUUUCUCUGUGCUACAUCAUGACAACAUGUAUUGAAUAAUAUUGUCAGAACACAUAACUGAAAAAUUUCAAAUUGACUUUGUGAUUGUUGAUGAGUUCAUUCCAAGUGAAACUGUCUCAAAUGUUCUGGCUGGCACCAAACACAUGCUCUGUGUUUAGUGUUCAGUGUGGUUAUUAUAAUUUCAUGAUAUGCAAGAGCAUUUUUGAAGAGUGCUUUCUAUAGUUAGGUGUUAGGUGACAUAUCGCUGUAAUUACGCGUCCACUCUCCUCUCCAGGAGCAGCAAUUACCUUGGAUUACUCUGUUUGUUUUUGUUUAGGAGCAUCCGCACUGACAUAUAUUUGGUGAAUAAUAGAAAGACUUUAUCCCUUAUCCCAAAGGUAUCCAUCCUGUGUGGGAAUUUUUCACACUUAUGCCAAGAAGUCAUUGUUGCCUUUGUUGAUUUUUUUGUUUUGUUUAUUUGUUUCUGUGCCCAGCCAUAUGUACAGUUUUGCCCCUUGCAGUAAGGAAAAAAAUAAUAAAGCCAAACAUUUCCAAAA